Parasteatoda tepidariorum (common house spider) is the source of this 2999-nucleotide messenger RNA. Lineage: Eukaryota; Metazoa; Arthropoda; Arachnida; Araneae; Theridiidae. The record is from RefSeq and is a predicted model, not a curated record.
UCAUUCAAUCUAAACAAUCCGAGUUUAGAUAUAAAUGUGCUAGGAAAUCCAAAUCAGGAAAAAGUGCUCAAAAUUUCUGUAUCAUGUUAUAUAGCAAUUCUUGCUUUAAUAUGUGUGAAAUAUAAUCAUUGAUUUUAGUUUGUUUGCACUAAGAUACUUACACAAUGUUUAUCGAAAUGACAUUGGCAAUGAAUGAAGAAAAAUGAUGCAAAAGCGUAAUUUCUGUAAACUGUUUGCCUGUUACAGAUCUUGUUCAUAUGGCGCAAUUAUCUUUAUACAUUAGGAAAUCUUUAUUAUAAAUCUAGAGAUGGACAUUGUCAUUGCAAAUAUUAUUUAGAAUUUCCUUGUACUCGUGACUAGGCAUUUGAAACUUUAGUUUGAAAGUUAUUUCGGCAGUUUGUGUUAAAGUGUCUACAUUUGCGAACAGUCUCAAGAAGUCUCCUAAUAAUGUUUAUGUGAAAAGUUUGUUACUCAUGAAAUAUGUUAUUUGAGCAGUGUUUAGACUAACAUAAAAAUUUAUUUUGUUAGCCUGCUAAGCAACUAACAAUAGUAAUAGGUUAGGAUAACUAAAUUUUUUUGAGGCAUAUUAAAUAAACUCUUUGUCCUUACUAAUUUGAGACUUUCGUAUCUCUGUGCAUAUGAUAAAAUAUUUGUCAAAUAAUCAGAAUAUCAACCUAUAAUAUGUAACUUUAUUUAGUCUAUAUCAUUGUAUUGUCCAAAUCAUUAAACAUUCUUUAUAUUAUUAGCUUCUUAAGGUCAGUUUUUUGUUUCGCAGUAAAUCAAUUGUAGCCAAAACAUAUAUAUAACUAUAAUUACAAGGUUAAAAUUUAUUUUUAAUGCUGCGCUAAAUAAUCUAAGCAGGUUUGAUCAUUUACCAAGAAUAAAAAAUAGAUUACUUUCAGACAUUUUAAAUGAUACUCCUAUUUUGAUUUUUAAGUAUUAUUAAUAAUUUAAAUAUUUCUAUUGCUUUUUCUUUAUUUUUUCCAAUAUCAAUAUUAGAAGUAAAAUCAGUCUCAACUUAUUUUCUUAUUAUUAAGAAAAUCAUAUUUUUUUUUAUAGAAUAUACAUUAAUUUUUAUUAUAAUUUAGUUGAAUUGUUCUGAUAAACUUAGCAUUUGAAGCAUUAGUAAUUAUUACAUUUCAGUGACAAUUUUAACAUUAAAUAUAUACUACAACUUUAUGUAAAGGCACAUAUUUUUAUACAAUGUGAUAUAUGAGACUUAGAACAAAUACUAAUAUUACUAAGUAUGCGAUGACCAUUCAAGUUGGUGCGAGAACUUAUUUUUGUGAAACGUGUAAGCAGAGUUUUGCAUAGAAAAGUCAUCAAGCUGACCACAAUCGGACUCUUGCUGGAUAAAAAUCUGACUCUUGUAAUAUAUGUAUUAGGAGUUUUUCAUGAGAAAUAAUGUGACUGAAUACAGUGAAAAACCUUUUCUUUUGUAGCAUAUGUAAUAAGAGUUUUUCUUAUUUAAGAGUGAUCUGAUUAAGCAUAGUACUUUUCAUGCUGGUGAGAAGCCUCAAUCUUGUAGUAUAUGUCACAAGAGUUUUUCAAAUAUUAGUAACAUGAUUAAACACGGUAGUGUUCAAACUGGGGAGAAACCCUUUUCUUGUAGUACAUGUAAUAAGAGUUUUUCAAACCGAAGUAGUCUUACUCAACACUAUCAUGUUCAUACUGGUGAGAAACCAUAUUCUUGUAGUUUAUGUAACAAGAGUUUUUCACAAAAAGGUAAGCUAACUGAACACAAUCGUGUUCACACUGGGGAGAAACCUUAUUCAUGUAGUUUGUGUGAUAUGAGUUUUUUACAUGGAAGUCGUCUGAAAGAACACUUUCGUGUUCACUCUGGGGAGAAACCUUAUUCUUGUAGUAUAUGUAAUAGGAAAUAUGCACGCAAAAGUCAUUUGAUGAGACACCGCAUUGUUCAUACUAAUGAAAAACCUGAUUCUUGUAGUAAUAAGGGCAUUUCAUCUAAGAGUGAUCUGACUAUGCGUAGUCGUGUUCAUACUAGUGCAAAGCCUUAUUCUUGUUGUAUAUGUAAUAAGAAUUUUUCAUGCAAAAAAUAUCUACUUUUGCACUUUCGUGUUCAUACUGGAGAGAAACCUUAUUCUUGUAGUAUAUGUAGUAAGAAUUUCUCACAAAAUAGUAAUCUGAAUAAACACAGUCGUGUUCACACUGGCGAGAGACCUUAUUCUUGUAGUAUAUGUAAUAAGAAUUUUUCACUCAAAAGAUAUCUGACUUCGCACUUUUGUGUUUAUAAUGGAGAGAAACCUUAUUCCUGUAGUAUAUGUAAUGAAAGUUUUUCAUUAAAAGAUAAUCUGACUGAACACAGUCGUGUUCACACUGGAGAGAAGCGUUAUUCUUGUAGUAUAUGUAAUAAGAGUUUUUCACAUAGAAGUAAGCUGACUGAACACUGCCGUGUUCACACUGGUGAGAGACCUUAUUCUUGUAGUAUAUGUAAUAAGAGUUUUACACAAAAAGGUCUUCUGAUGAGACACAGUCGUGUACACACUGGUGAGAAACCUUAUCUGUGUAGUAUAUGUAAUAAGAGUUUUUCACGCGACAGUCAUCUGAAGAGACACAGCAUUGUUCAUACUAGAGAGAAACCUGAUUCUUGUAGUUAAUUCUUAACGAUUUGAAAAUAUCGACCACGAUUCAAAAAGUGUCUUCAUUAUUUUUUAACUGUCUGUUUCGUAACUGGAAAUUUCUUAACUUUCUGUUAACUUGCACUAUGGUGGUAGAUUUACUGCCCUAUUAACAGUUUGAAUUUUCAUUGCUAUUUUUUUAAAAAAAUUUCUAUGAAAGAAUUAAAAAAAAAGAUUUGAUUGAGUAAUUAAAUUUCAAUCAUUCUUUUACUGGACAAAUGGAAAAGAUGUUCAGUUUCCUAACUGACUUGUACUGAUGAGCAAAAGGAUCUUAGUAUUAUUAUUAUGAAUUUAGGUAUUUUUUUAUUAUGGAUAUCAUAAAGCUGCAAACAAACAUAGAAAUAUUACUGAAAUUCAAUU